Molecule: messenger RNA, 330 nt
Organism: Aspergillus brunneoviolaceus CBS 621.78
Lineage: Eukaryota; Fungi; Ascomycota; Eurotiomycetes; Eurotiales; Aspergillaceae
Exons: 1
Coding region: 84-287 (67 amino acids)
Source: RefSeq, a predicted model, not a curated record
CGCAUGAUCAUCAGCUUGGUUACUUGAUCCAACUGCUACUCUGUUCUUAAUAACUCCUCACAGCUGGCAAGCAUACCACCAACAUGAAGCGACUGCUUAAACUGGUCAAGAACCAUCCAACCUCAACCGCAUCCGCUCUACGCGCCUCGGCAGCUCCCCCAACGUCAGGAACUGCCUCCAUCGACAAUUUACAGGGCGCAUCUGCGGCAGCAGCAGAGCUAUCAGAUGUCCUUGGUGCCUCUCUCAAGGACAUUGACCUUGAAGGUGGCUACUUGACUUCAGCCUGAGGCAGCUUGCUCGUCGCUAAUAUCUACUGCUGGAAGAUAAUCU